GCGCGGAGACCAUGCGGCGGGGAUGGGAGUGUGCCUAGCCUCGAGCGGGGAGAGCCUGCCGCCCCGCAGCCAGCCGCCGGCCCCUCCGCCCCAGAACCCCAGUCCUGUCGUGGAGCUCCGGGCGGCUCGGCCCCGAGGCGCUGCGGCCGCACGGUGCGCCCCCGCCAGCCCGCACCAUGAACACCAUCGUCUUCAACAAGCUCAGUGGCGCUGUGCUUUUCGAGGAGCGAGGCGCUCAGGAGCGGGAGAGGGGCGGCCGGCCCUUCGGCGGCGGCAGUGUCCUGGACAGUCCCCUCGGCCGCCCCGAGGUGGGCCUCCCCGACGGCCCGCUCCUCAAGGACAACCUCGGCCUGCGACACCGACGGACCGGAUCCCGGCAGAACGGCGGCAAGGUGAGGCACAAGCGCCAGGCCCUGCAGGACAUGGCGCGACCCCUCAAGCAGUGGCUUUACAAGCACCGUGACAACCCGUACCCCACCAAGACGGAGAAGAUACUCCUGGCCCUUGGCUCGCAGAUGACGCUGGUACAGGUGUCCAACUGGUUUGCAAAUGCGAGGCGGCGGCUGAAGAACACCGUGCGGCAACCAGAUCUGAGCUGGGCUUUAAGAAUCAAGCUGUACAACAAGUAUGUGCAAGGCAACGCCGAGCGGCUCAGCGUGAGCAGUGAUGAUUCGUGUUCUGAAGAUGGAGAAAAUCCUCCAGGAGACCACAUGAACGAAGGGGCCUAUCCUGCUCCAGGUCAUCACACUGUGACCAAAAGUGAGAGCUCAGCUGUCCAAGCUGGGGUGAGGCCGGAGUCACGGGCCAGCGAGGACUACGUGUCACCCCCGAAGUACAAGAGCAGCUUGUUGAACCGUUACCUCAACGACUCUUUGAGACAUGUCAUGGCCACAAACACCGCCAGGGUGGGGAAAACAAGGCAGAGAAACCAUUCGGGAUCUUUUAGCUCUAAUGAAUUCGAGGAAGAGUUGGUGUCUCCAUCGUCAUCAUCAGAGACGGAGGGCAACUUUGUCUAUCGCACAGACACACCAGAAAAUGGAUCCAAUAAGGGUGACAGCGCAGCCAACAGGACGCGACCCAACAAGGACGACACGUACUGGAAGGAGAUCAGCGCAGCCAUGGCCCUGACAAACCUGGCCCAGGGGAAAGACAGCACGCAGGGGACUGCCAGCUGCAUCAUCCAGAAGUCAUCACACAUCGCGGAGGUCAAGACCGUGCGAGUCCCGCUGGGACCUGUGCUGCCGUUCUGAGGGCCUCGGCCCCUGUGGUCUGGCCGUCUUCAUCCUGAACAGCCCAGUGACUCUCUGCAAAACCUCUUGUUGUUUUUCAUUUCCUAAAUAUAUCGUUUAGUUGCUUCUGUAAAAGACAUAUAAGUUAUAAAAAAAAAAACCCUCUCAUUUUAAUUGAAAGUAUUAAUUUAUGUUACUCAAACUAUGCAUAAAACGUCUGUGCUACCGUUCCAGUAAGUGCCUUGCUGCCUCAUCCCAGAUGCCAACUGCGUAUGCUUUUAGUCUGUGUGCGUCAGCCCAGACAGACCUAGCACUGUCAAGAGUGCCGAAAACCCUUGGGAUAUCCAGGACAGCUUGGAAAUCUGGGCAGCCCAUAUGAAACGCCCCUCCUGGAAGACUUCCACGCUGUUGAGACAUGCUCCUCCACAUGCCUUGCUGAGUGACAGGGAGAAUUUGAUGCAUGUAUGGGGCCCAUGAUUCUGACAGGUUGCAGAUUUCCGAAAUGACAGUUACGUGGUGUGUGCCUCUCUGAGAAGUGAUGCCUUCAGCUGAAUGUAUAACGGCACAGGGGGCCUUGUGACCACAGUGUGCUGUGGAAUUAAUUUGGAGUUUUCACUUUCUCAAGUUUAGCUGAAGUUUUUGAAAAAACAAAAACAAAAGAAAGCCAAACGUUUUCAUUGUAAAACCAAACAUGAGAGUUUAAUUUUUAACCCUGUAAUCUUGUUUGCAUUAGAGUUCUGUGGGUUUUUGUUUUUG
Ochotona princeps (American pika) is the source of this 1985-nucleotide messenger RNA. It is a transcript of the gene MKX, whose product is annotated as mohawk homeobox. The record is from RefSeq and is a predicted model, not a curated record. Gene Ontology annotation, cellular component: nucleus. The transcript is spliced from 7 exons. Gene Ontology annotation, molecular function: RNA polymerase II cis-regulatory region sequence-specific DNA binding; DNA-binding transcription factor activity, RNA polymerase II-specific. NCBI's taxonomy places the organism in Eukaryota, Metazoa, Chordata, Mammalia, Lagomorpha, Ochotonidae. Gene Ontology annotation, biological process: regulation of transcription by RNA polymerase II; cell development; muscle organ development. Bases 177 to 1250 code for a protein of 357 amino acids.